AUGGACGCUCAACGUUAUGACCUAUCCAAGCGUCGGGAACGCACCAUUACGAUUCAGACAAGUGCGACUACAGGCCAUGAAAACACCGUUCCACCGAUCCCUCGCGAGGAGGCUAAUCCCACCCCUUCCUCUGCCCCCGUCACAGCCGCACUCUCAUGGGUCGACCAGCUCUUCAGACGCUUAUCCUCACCCCUUUUGGUCACUGGCUCCUCCCCAUCCUCCUCUCCAGCCUCAUCCUGCUCCUCCUCCGCUAUCACCUCGCCCACACCACUUUCCCCCAACUCCUCCACGUCCUCCAUCCUCCUUGAUAGGGAAAAGAGAGGCUGCAUCGCCAGGCAUGAGAACGACACCAUCUACUGCACCGACGUGUUCGAGCGCGACGGGUACACUACCACCCGAACCAUUAUCCGCCCACACGUCCCCGUGUCAAUCUUUUCUCGGUCGUCGAGCCCAGUCAGCGUUCCCUCCCGCCCGUCCUCCCCUAUCAAGUUCUCCACUCUCAGUUGCAUCGGGAGCACCGACGCAUUCGAGGAGGAGGUCGAGCACCUCACUACCCUCCGCGAGAUGGAGUUGAAUGGCGAAAAUCCGGGAAUCAUAGUGCGGGUGCAGCAAGAGAGCCACGUUACUGUUGAGGAGAGGUGGAGGGGGGCAAUUCAGGACAUGAUUCAUCAGCGUCCUGUGUCUACGGUUAUUGGCGGGGCUGAAGCCAAUUACUGA
Laccaria bicolor S238N-H82 is the source of this 717-nucleotide messenger RNA. RefSeq lists its product as uncharacterized. The transcript is spliced from 2 exons. The record is from RefSeq and is a predicted model, not a curated record. NCBI's taxonomy places the organism in Eukaryota, Fungi, Basidiomycota, Agaricomycetes, Agaricales, Hydnangiaceae. Bases 1 to 717 code for a protein of 238 amino acids.